Messenger RNA from Petromyzon marinus (sea lamprey), 829 nucleotides. The record is from RefSeq and is a predicted model, not a curated record. NCBI's taxonomy places the organism in Eukaryota, Metazoa, Chordata, Hyperoartia, Petromyzontiformes, Petromyzontidae.
ACACCCCGCCCCUCCGCCCGCCGCCCCCCGCCCCCCGCCACCGCCUUCGUCCUCCCACAAUCCCGCGCGGCUCCUUCUUUUCCGGGCCGCCAACAUGUCGAAGAGAGGACGUGGCGGGUCGUCCGGUGCGAAAUUUCGCAUCUCGCUGGGUCUGCCCGUCGGCGCGGUCAUCAACUGCGCGGACAACACUGGCGGUAAGAACCUGUACAUCAUCUCGGUGAAGGGCAUCAAGGGUCGUCUGAACCGCCUGCCAGCUGCCGGUGUGGGUGACAUGGUGAUGGCCACCGUGAAGAAGGGCAAGCCCGAACUCCGGAAAAAGGUGCAUCCUGCGGUGGUGAUACGGCAGCGGAAAGCCUUCAGGAGAAAGGACGGGGUGUUUCUCUACUUUGAAGACAACGCAGGGGUCAUAGUGAACAACAAGGGCGAGAUGAAAGGUGGGUGUGCCUCUGAUGGAAGAAUGUUAAGAAAUACUCUCGCCGAUGAUUGCUGUGACUUGGUGAGGAAGUUUGACCGAAGGCCUUACUGGAUGGAAUAGAGGACAUGAGAAGAUGUAAAGAGAAGAUUGAGGGAUAUGACAGUUACCCCAAACGGAGCAAAAUUUUACAAAGAUCACAACAAGACAUAUAAAUGUAACAACUAGAUAUAUAGGAACAAAAACCAUAAGACAGUUGUGAACAGCGAGUUCCUUUCCAAAAAGCACCCGCCCUGUAGUCCACGCGGACCCUAAUGGGGUGGGUUGUCACGGGAAGGAGAGCAAACUCGGCAUUGCUAAUGGGUGAGGGGGCAGCACUGCCUGUUGCAGCACCUCUCAAUCAGUAGUGCUACAUUC